AUGGAGCCCAAAGAAGCCACUGGGAAAGAAAACAUGGGCUCUAAGAAAAAGAAUCUGACCUUUUUGAGGUCUAGACUCUAUAUGCUGGAGAGAAGAAAGACUGACACUGUGGUUGAGAACAGUGUUUCUGGGGACCACUCUGGCACCUUGAGGAGGAGCCAGUCUGACAGGACGGAAUACAACCAGAAAUUACAAGAAAAGAUGACUCCACAAGCUGGGUGUUCUGCAGCUGAGAUUCCAGCCCAGGAAGAAGAGCUACAGGUGAGGAGAAUGAUGGCAAAGCGGUCAAAAAUCAUCAAGGAGCUGAUACAGACAGAAAAGGACUAUCUCCAUGAUCUAGAGCUGUGCCUUCAGGAAGUGGUUCGUCCUCUGAGAAAUAAACAGAUUGAUAGGCUGGAUGUGGAUAGCUUGUUUAGCAACAUCGAAUCCGUGCAUCAGAUAUCAGCCAAGCUGCUGUCGUUGUUGGAAGAGGCCACAAAAGACGUGGAACCAGCCAUGCAAGUAAUCGGAGACGUAUUCUUGCAGAUUAAAGGUCCACUGGAAGAUACUUAUAAAAUCUACUGCUAUCAGCAUGACGAAGCACACAGUGUACUAGAGUCGUAUGAAAAGGAAGAAGAGCUGAAGCAACAUUUGAGCCACUGUAUCCAGUCCUUAAAGAAAAUCUACAUGGAAGAAAGCAAACCGAAUUUAUUGGACAUGGGCUCUUUGAUGAUCAAACCAAUUCAGCGUGUGAUGAAAUACCCCUUACUACUAUGUGAACUUCGAAAUUCUACCCCUCCUUCUCAUCCAGAUUACAGAGCACUGGAAGAUGCCUUUGCUGCUGUGAAAGAUAUUAACAUAAACAUCAAUGAACUUAAAAGAAGGAAAGAUUUGGUUCUAAAAUAUAAGAAGAAUGAUGAGGAUGAAUCACUUAAAGACAAACUGUCCAAGCUAAAUAUUCAUUCAAUCAGUAAGAAAUCAAAAAGAGUAACAAAUCAUCUAAAGAUUCUGACCAGAGGAGAAUCACAGGUGAAAGACAAUACCUUUAACAAAGAAGAAAAACUUUUUAGAUGUUUAGAAAAGACUGUAAGGUAUUGUGUGAAGAACAUUUCAUUUUCUCUUCAACACAUACAGGAAGCCAUGCCUUUGGCUCUACAGAGUGUAAUGGAGCUCCAAGAGAUUUCACACAAUAAAGAUGAGGAAGAGAGUGGCCAUUCAGAGACCCCAAGUAAUAUCCCAAAUCCCUGUGAUGACUUUGCUGCUCACUUACAGAGGCUCAUCUUGACUCCCUUGUCAGCCCUGCUGCCUUUAUUCCCUGGGCCUCAGAAGCUCAUUCAGAAACGCUAUGACAAACUACUGGAUUACAACAGCUACCUUCAGAGGUCAGCAGGAGAUGAGUCAGGCUUGGCUAAAAAGGAGUAUGAGGCCCUCAAUGCCCAACUUGUCGAAGAGCUCCAGGUAUUCAACCAGGCUGCUCGGAAGAUUCUGUUGAACUGUCUGUGCAUUUUCAUCACCCUCCUCAGGGACUUGAUGCUUGUGGCACAGCGGGUUUAUUCUGCUGAAGUGGUACAGGUGCCACUGUUGCUCUCAAGCAUUUCUGAGAUUCAAGAUCGUGUACUAGAAGAGGUUCACAAUCUGAAUUUUGUAAAGGACAACAAUGCCACCUUUAUUGAGAGGAAGCUGAGUUUUGAAAAGAAGAAGCCCGCACCAGUUCCGCCAGAAAUGCCACGUCAAACUGACAUUCACCGCUCCAAACUUCUAUCUACAUACAGUGCAGAGGAAUUAUACCAAGCUAAGCGUAAUUGCAAUGCUACACAGGAAUAUGAUAUCAAUCUUCUGGAAGGAGACUUGGUGGCUGUGAUGGAACAGAAAGAUCCAUUGGGGAGUACGAGCAGAUGGCUUGUUGAUGCAGGAAUUGUAAAAGGAUACGUGUAUUCCUCCUUCCUAAAGCACUACAAUCCAGCAAGAGUGCAGAAAGUGGAUGCAGAAAACAGGUUCUGUGAUGACGACUUUGAUAACAUCAGCCUAUUUGUGUCUUCUCGGCCAGCUAGCGACAGUGUCACAGGCACCCCAGAAGGCAGCAUAAGUGAUAGCAGCUCAUCUCUUAGUGGUACAUGUGGAAAAUCUGAAAUAAAUGGCACUGACAUUGACAGUUUUCAAGAGGUAGAUGAGCAGAUUUUCUAUGCUGUUCAUGCCUUUCAAGCACGGAGUGACCAUGAACUCAGCCUUCAGGAGUACCAAAGAGUCCAUAUACUCAGAUUUUGUGACCUAAGUGGCAAUAAAGAGUGGUGGUUAGCUGAAGCUCAAGGACAGAAAGGAUAUGUGCCUGCUAACUACCUUGGAAGGAUGACUUAUGCUUAA
This is a messenger RNA of Chrysochloris asiatica (Cape golden mole), 2340 nucleotides long. RefSeq names its product Rho guanine nucleotide exchange factor (GEF) 38 (gene ARHGEF38). Gene Ontology annotation, molecular function: guanyl-nucleotide exchange factor activity; protein binding. The record is from RefSeq and is a predicted model, not a curated record. Gene Ontology annotation, cellular component: cytoplasm. The transcript has 14 exons. Lineage: Eukaryota; Metazoa; Chordata; Mammalia; Afrosoricida; Chrysochloridae. The coding region runs from base 1 to 2340 and encodes 779 amino acids.